CAUCUCUCUGUCUCCCCCUCUCUCUCUCUCACUGUACAUCUCUGCUCUCUGCUCCUCCCAUGGCGUUUGGAUACAUAAGGCAGUUUCUGGCUUCGGAGGCAUUCAAAAAUACAGGGAGAGAAAUAAGGGACGUCGGUCCGAGACUGGUAAAGUUCGUAUGCUUCGUCCAAGUCACCAAGACGCACCUCCUCACCGUAGCUCUGAAACACGGGGAUGGGUUGUGAUUCCGUGUGUGCAGUGCUACGGUCCCAGCAUGCUCCCGACCAUCGGCCUGGCCGGAAAUAAUUUGUGCUUGGCUGAACGUAUCUCGACCCGGUUCGACAGAAUCGGUGUCGGAGAUAUUGUCAUGGUACGGUCGCCUGAGGCUCCUCGGAAGACCGUCGCCAAGAGAUUGAUAGCAACGGAGGGUCAGUCUGUUACUUAUGUUGUCGACCCUAAGAACGGUGAUCGGUCGGAGACUAUAGUGGUUCCUAAGGGACAUGUUUGGGUGGAGGGAGACAACAUCUAUGCCUCGCGUGAUUCGAGGAAUUUCGGGCCGGUUCCUUACGGGCUUGUUGAAGGCAGAAUCUUCUGGAGGAUAUGGCCGCCUAAAGACUUUGGAUCGUUGGAGCAAAGCAAAGGGAAGGAUAUGGACUCCUGAGGUACACUUACUGAACAUGCACACUGUUAGUAAGCCAUCUGUAACUAGACAAUCUUGUUCUGAAGCUGCUGUUUGAGUGAUGUAUAAGCUCCUUUUAAAUCAUUGAGCGGAUAAAAUCAUUGAGCGGAUAAAUUCUUGUCCAAGACACUAGACUUUUGUGGUUAGAUCUUUAAUCCACCACCAACUUACGUUUCAGUGAUUUCUCCAUUGAUGUCACGGUUUACUGUAUACGUGGAUUGUGAUUGGCUUUCGA
Malus domestica (apple) is the source of this 893-nucleotide messenger RNA. The record is from RefSeq and is a predicted model, not a curated record. Lineage: Eukaryota; Viridiplantae; Streptophyta; Magnoliopsida; Rosales; Rosaceae.